Mesocricetus auratus (golden hamster) is the source of this 1788-nucleotide messenger RNA. It is a transcript of the gene Plin2, whose product is annotated as perilipin 2. The coding region runs from base 29 to 1327 and encodes 432 amino acids. The record is from RefSeq and is a predicted model, not a curated record. Gene Ontology annotation, biological process: lipid storage; positive regulation of triglyceride storage. NCBI's taxonomy places the organism in Eukaryota, Metazoa, Chordata, Mammalia, Rodentia, Cricetidae. The transcript is spliced from 7 exons. Gene Ontology annotation, cellular component: cytosol; lipid droplet.
GUUUCCUUUUUUUCCUCCAGCAGGAACAAUGGCAUCGGUAGCGAUUGAUCCACAGCCGAGUGUGGUGACCAGGGUGGCCAAUUUGCCCUUGGUGAGCUCUACCUAUGACCUGGUGUCCUCCGCUUAUGUCAGUACAAAGGACCAGCAUCCGUAUUUGAGAUCCGUGUGUGAGAUGGCAGAGAAAGGUGUGAAGACCGUGACCUCCGUGGCUGUGACGAGUGCGCUGCCCAUCAUCCAGAAGCUGGAGCCACAAAUUGCUGUUGCCAAUUCCUAUGCCUGCAAGGGGCUAGACAAGAUCGAGGAGAGACUGCCUAUUCUGAACCAGCCAACAACUGAGAUUGUUGCCAAUGCCAAAGGCGCUGUAGCUGGGGCGAAAGAUGCAGUAACGACUACUGUGGCGGGGGCCAAGGAUUCUGUAGCCAGCACUCUCACCGGGAUGGUAGAUAAGACCAAAGGAGCAGUUACUGGCAGUGUGGAGAGGACCAAGUCUGUGGUCAACGGCAGCAUCAACACAGUGUUGGGGAGUCGGGUGGUGCAGCUUGUGAGCAGUGGAGUAGAAAAUGCACUUGCCAAGUCAGAGCUGCUGGUAGACCAGUACCUCCCUCUCACUCAGGAGGAACUAGAGACAGAGGCAAAAAAGGUGGAAGGAUUUGAUGUGGUUCAGAAGCCCAGUUACUACGUAAGACUGGGGUCCCUGUCCACCAAGCUCCGCUCCCGGGCCUAUCAGCAGGCUCUCAGCAGGGUUAAAGAUGCCAAACAAAAGAGCCAGGAGACCAUUUCUCAACUCCACUCCACUGUCCAUCUGAUUGAAUUCGCCAGGAAAAACAUGCACAGUGCCAACCAGAAAAUCCACGACGCUCAGGAUAAGCUCUACGACUCGUGGGUGGAGUGGAAGAGAAGCAUCGGCUACGAUGACACUGAUGAGUCGCACUGUGCUGAGCACAUCGAGUCACAUACUCUGGCUAUCGCCCGCAACCUGACCCAGCAGCUCCAGACGACAUGCCAGACUCUCCUGUCCAACGUCCAAGGGCUACCACAGAAUGUCCAGGACCAGGCCAGCCACUUGGGGGUGAUGGCGGGUGAUAUCUAUUCAGUGUUCCGCAAUGCUGCCUCCUUUAAGGAAGUGUCUGAUGGCGUCCUCACUUCUAGCAAGGGGCAGCUGCAGAAAAUGAAGGAAUCCCUAGAUGAUGUGAUGGAUUACCUUGUUAACAACACGCCUCUCAACUGGCUGGUAGGUCCCUUUUAUCCUCAGUCUGCUGAGUCUCAGAGUGCAGAGGUGAACAAGACCAGCCUGGAGGUCCAGCAGCCCCAGCUCAGAACUCACUAAACCUGUCCUUGUCACCAGUGCACGCUGCAGCCACGUGACACCUUUUGCUAUUUUGAAAUUAACCCAAUAGGUGACUUUAGGUUGGAAAAGCAGCUAGUUCGUGCAGAGGUCCUCACUAUGGUCAUUAGCGGCCGAAUUAAGAGCUGUAAAGCGUUAGCACCUGAGUUCCUUUUCCCUGGCUGGCAAAUGGGAAUGUAUUAGGCACAUGAGACCUAGCCAGGUGUACUUACACAGUCUUGUCUGUGGCCUUUGUGCUAUCGGCUGUAAAUGUCUGUCUACUGAAUAAAGAUUCAUUCGUGUGGCUUCUGCUCUGACCUGACCUCUGCUCCUGUGUAUUCUGAGCAGGCUUCAUCUUUGUUCAUCUCAAGGCACAUGCUUGUGCAACUUGAAUUAGUUUUUUUUUUUAAUUCCCUAUGAAGAAAUGCCGCCUUUGGACUCAAUAAAAUUCAUAGCAGGAUGGA